This is a messenger RNA of Magallana angulata, 2761 nucleotides long. Its product is annotated as vesicular glutamate transporter 3-like. Lineage: Eukaryota; Metazoa; Mollusca; Bivalvia; Ostreida; Ostreidae. The coding region runs from base 704 to 2164 and encodes 486 amino acids. Gene Ontology annotation, cellular component: synaptic vesicle membrane; excitatory synapse. The record is from RefSeq and is a predicted model, not a curated record. Gene Ontology annotation, molecular function: L-glutamate transmembrane transporter activity; neurotransmitter transmembrane transporter activity. Gene Ontology annotation, biological process: regulation of synapse structure or activity; monoatomic anion transport; synaptic transmission, glutamatergic. The transcript is spliced from 14 exons.
GUUGUUAUUUUUUUAUCAACAAGGGGAUGAGACUUUGAAUUCUAAAGUUCAUAUGACCACAUGCUGCCACAAUGCCCGCAAACACCGUCUCUUGGUUGAGCAAGAAGACCUUCUGGAAUUCUUUCAAGAAGAGGUCUGGAAUAUUGCUGCUUCAUGUCCACAUCGAGAUCAAAAGGAAUGCCUUUACUGGAAAAAACUUUAACCCAAGGACAUGAUGAUAUUUUUUUGGAGGCAUUCUCUGGCAAGUUAAUAUUCAAGGUCUUUGCAUUUUCAAAAUGUACGUAUGUUCACAUUGAGGUGAUUUGCAUGUAAUGCAUGACAUUUUCUCUUUAUAUGUUACAAUCCCACAUGAUCCGCGGCUUGUGACACAAGGUAAUCGCCAUCCCAUGACAACUCCUGUAUUCUGUUAUCGUCAUUCUACAAUAAAGGGUUUUCACGGGAGUCAUAUCUUUCCAUCAAGAAAGCAAUCGCAUCAAUGUGAAGGCAUCUCGGAUACUUCUGCAGGAAAGCUAUUAUGGCAGAGAGAAGAGAAAGUACAGAAAAAAUUAUACGAAGUAUACCGUUAUAUGAGCUGAUAUGCUGACCUGCACACGGCACCUGUAUUCUGUUCUCGAGUAAUUAAACAAUGCCGAGAUCAUAAGUACAGUUUUUACCUCAGGAGCAGAUAGGGAACAUUUCUUCAGGCGGUUUACUACAAUAUACAAUGAGUGUCCCAAAAAGAGUCAGUGUGGUUCUUUUGUCGUUCCUGUGUUUCUUGAUCCUUUUUGGCUUCAGGACGGUGUUCACCAUGGUGAUGGUUUACGUCAUCAUAGACAACGACAGUGAUGACGUUACCUUUGUUGAGUGCAAUUUAAACGGCACAGCGUACGACCUACAUUUGGAUUGGAGCGUUGCUACGUCACAGUACUUCAACACAGCCUAUUUUGUGGGUUACGUCAUCACUCAGGUACCUGGGGGAUUCCUAGCACUCAGGUUCUCUCCUACAAAAAUACUGGGAGGAUCCAUCUUCCUGAGUGGGUCUUGUUUCUUGGUCCUGGCAUUUUUAAUGCCAUACAGUACAAUGAUAGUAUUUGCGAUUAGAUUCAUCCAAGGACUUGCAGAGGGUAUGUGUCAGCCAGCGCUGAGCGCCAUUCUGUCGGCGUGGGCCCCAGUGUCGGAGCGGGCUGGAAUCGUCGGAUUCUCAUACUCAGGGGUCUACUUGAGCACCACCCUCGCCUCGGUGGUGACGGGGGUGGCCACCUGUUACAUCAGCUGGAACGCUGGGCUGUUGAUAUACGGUACCCUGGGGGUUGUAUUAUCGAUUAUUUGGCUCUGUACAAUCUAUGAAACUCCAGAACAACACCCUCGUCUAAGCGAGAAAGAGAGAAGAGUCUAUGAAGAAGAGGGCGCAAAUAUGCAAAAGGCUUCGGCAGUCAAGGCAAAGAGCAUUCCGUGGAAGGGUAUAUUUACGUCACUUCCUGUCUGGGCAUUACUGCUGGCCAAUGUAACAAGGUCUUGGGUUUUUGCCACAAUGGUUACGGAGAUACCCCAAUAUUUUGCUGACGUCUUUGCGCUCAGUGUUGCGACGAUUGGAUUCUUGACAUCUAUACCGCCCAUUCUGAUGUCGGUUUUUAUCGUUUUAAGUGGAAUUCUUAUGGAUAAAUUAAUUAAAAAGAAGAAGAUAUCAACAACAGCUGGUCGCAAACUGUCCCUUCUCGUUGGAUUUGGUCCAGAGGCCGUAAUAGUCAUAGCUGUGGGUUUCGUCAAAAACUACACUGCAGCAAUUAUCCUGUUAAUCAUUGCAGAAGGGCUGGCGGGAUUUGGAAUUGCAGCAUACCGGGUAAAUCCUUUAGACCUGUCACCUCAAUAUGCAAGCAUUCUCACAGGCGUGGCCAGACUGGGCCAGCUCGGAGGUUCUAUCAGUACAACAUUAGCCGGAGCCCUCAGGGAAAAGAAUGCAGAAUCUUGGCAAAAGAUUUUAAUAAUCACGGGAUCAGUUCAUCUAUUUGCUGUUGUCAUAUUCACUAUUUUUGGAUCGGGAAAACAGCAGAAAUGGGCCCAAUCAGUGUACGAACCGUUAACUUCAAACAAUGGUCAAAAACAGGACUAUGGAUCCACCAACACUUCAUCGUCUUCUAAUCAAUUUUUAUUGAAUAGCGCGUUAAUAAGCGACAAACCAUCUUAAACAGGCUUCAUCAUCACCAAACACUUGAACAACACAAACGUUUCAUUUAGUAGCUUGUUCAACAUCCUACCGGUUCCACACGUUAUAAUUGGUCAUUCAAAGCUACGAAGCUUUUUACUGGUCGAUUGCUUUUGGCCAAAGGGGUCGGAAUUUGUUUCAAUAUGGUCAAGUUUUAUUUUCCUUAACCGUGCUCUAGCAUUGUUUUACGGGGCUCUUUCAGGUCGUCUUGAAUAAAGUGAAAUAUAUAUACACUGUAUACGGACAAAUCAGAACUAAGCACCGCCAGCUACUGACCGCCGUAUCUUGUCUACCCAGUAUUCUAAAAGUGGAGUGACUGUCACAAUUCUGUACCAUGUUCUAUGUCAUUAUAUUCGAUUUUUGUCUGUGUUGAUAUAAACGAUAUCAAUAACCGUAUUAUAUAACGAGACUGUUCAUCAGAACAGCUGCAUGAAUUCAAAAGAUUUCCAGUGCGUUGUGUUGUGCAUGUUUUGACUUAACAAUUAGACUUUUAAAGUGUUAUAUUACCAUUUACUUAGAAAAAAAAACCCAAUAAAACUUGAAUUAUUUUGCUUACAAUUAAUGUACUAGUCAUUUAAA